AUGGCGGUGGUAUCAGUGUUAGUGGCACUGAGGCAGGUGUUGUUGGGCAGAAGGGCAGUGGCAGUGGCUGCCCUUUCUGUUUCCAAGGUUCCAAUCAGGUGGUUGAGCAUUUCCACAUGGAGGUUGGAACAGGACCAAACUCGAGACAUGCAACUCUUAACAGUGGAUGAGAAAUUGGAUAUCACUACUUUAACUGAUGUUUCAGGAGAACAUAUCAAAACCUGAAAAGUGGAUUUUGUUCCUGCUCACAAUAACAUGCAGUCUCGAAUAAACAACAUGAAGAAAUGGAAGAUGGAAUCUGGUACCGGGGAAAUAUGGGAAAAUCCUUCGAUGGGCUGGGCAUCAACGGUCGAUCCCUUGUCUAAUAUGGUGCUAACCUUCAGUACUAAAGAAGAUGCAGGUGCAUUUGUGGAAAAAAAAAAAAAAGAAUGGAGGUAUGACAUGGAAGAGAAGAAAAUUCUUAAGCCCAAGUUCAAAUCUUAUGGCACAAGCUUUUCUUGGAACAAAACAACAAGACUAUCCACAAAAUAG
Molecule: messenger RNA, 531 nt
Organism: Ochotona princeps (American pika)
Lineage: Eukaryota; Metazoa; Chordata; Mammalia; Lagomorpha; Ochotonidae
Product: NADH dehydrogenase [ubiquinone] iron-sulfur protein 4, mitochondrial-like
Biological process (GO): electron transport chain
Source: RefSeq, a predicted model, not a curated record